Acaromyces ingoldii is the source of this 1997-nucleotide messenger RNA. Its product is annotated as MFS general substrate transporter. Bases 79 to 1851 code for a protein of 590 amino acids. The transcript is spliced from 2 exons. NCBI's taxonomy places the organism in Eukaryota, Fungi, Basidiomycota, Exobasidiomycetes, Exobasidiales, Cryptobasidiaceae. Gene Ontology annotation, molecular function: transmembrane transporter activity. Gene Ontology annotation, biological process: transmembrane transport. The record is from RefSeq and is a predicted model, not a curated record.
GCAGGAGAGAAUUUCCCCUUGGCUUUUGCUUCCCGUCUCUCAAUUGACCUUCACAAGAACCCGCCGCCGCAUCUUACCAUGUCGGACGCAGCAAACAUCGACCUCGAAAAGCAAGGGCGGGACGCGGCAACGACCCCCUCGGCACACUCUGAGGCCAGGGAGGAGCUCUACGUGCGCCAGGAGACGGACAGCAGCGAGGACGUUGAGAAGCGUGGCCUGGAGAGGCAGCCCUCGACGAGGUUUGCGCCGCAGCAGGCGCCCGUCUACCGAGGCGCCGACGGCGAAGAGGUUACGGCAAAGCCUACUAGGACUUUCUCGAGGCGGGCGGCGCGGGAUGCAAGCGAUGCGGCGACGCCCUUUGGUGGUGACCUGUCCAUCUCGAGGACCGAAAUGACCCUGGAGCGGUUCAAGAGCCAAAAGGGCAAGGUUAUGGCUGGAGAGCCUGUUGUCGUCCACUGGGAGGGCGACGACGACCCCGAGAACCCGCAGAACUUCAGCAAGUGGUACAAGAUCUACCUGACGCUCUUUGGCGCCCUUCUCGUCCUCAACAGUACCUUUACCUCGUCGUGCCCCAGCGGCAUCGUGCCGAUGAUGAUCAACUACUUCCAGUUCUCCGAGGAAGUCGCCACGCUUACCAUCUCACUCUGGGUCGCCGGCUACUGCCUUGGUCCUCUUAUCUGGGGGCCAUUGUCUGAGCGGCUCGGCCGAAAGCCCGUCUUCGUCGUGAGCGUCUUUAUGUACACGAUCUGGAACAUGGGCUGCGCCUUGGCAAAGAACACGGCCUCGAUUCUCGUCUUCCGCUUCCUCGGCGGCGUCUUUGGUGCCGCGCCUCUGACCAAUUCGGGUGGUAUCAUUGCCGAUGUCUGGGAUGCCAAGGCCAGAGGAAUCGCCCUCUCGUUCUUCUCCAUUGCACCUUUUGCCGGACCCGCCAUUGGACCCAUUGUUUCAGGCGCCAUCCAGGUCCGCAUGGCCAGCUGGCGAUACGUCUACUGGACGUGCAUGGCAUUCAGCGGCGUCUGCCUCCUCCUCGUCAUCUUCACCGUCCGGGAGACAUAUGCGCCCACGAUUCUCACCCGCAAGGCCAAGCGCAUCCGCAAGGAGACGGGCCAGGACUUCUACAAGUCGCCCCUCGAGCUCACGCCCCUCGACCCCAAGCAUCUUCUCCAUGACACGCUCCUCUUUCCCUUUGUCAUGCUCUUCCAGGAGCCCAUUCUCAUGGCUUUCGGCCUCUAUCUCAGCUUCGUCUACGGCAUCAUCUACCUGCUCUUCGGUGCCUAUCCGUUCGUUUUUGAGCAGGUUCACGGCUUUAAUGCCCUCCAAGAGGGUCUGACGUUCAUUCCCCUCUUUUUGGGCGGUGUCGUCGGCGUCAUCUUCUACGUCGCCAUCAUGAACCCGCGUUACGUGGCCAAGGUCGAACAAUACGCGCGCGAGGGCAAGGGUCGAGUCCCGCCCGAGGAGAGGCUCAAGAUCGUGUGCAUCGCCGCGCCCUGCCUCGUCAUUUCCUUUUUCUGGCUCGGAUGGACCUCGUACCGAUCCAUCAGCUUCUGGUCGCCCAUGAUGGCCGGCUCCCUGCUCGGCUUUGCCAUCCUUCUCAUCUUCCUGGGCAUCUUCAACGGCAUCAUCGACAUCUACCUCGCCAAGGCUGCCAGCGGGCUGGCUGGCAACACGGUCAUGCGUAGUGCCUUUGGUGCCGGCUUCCCCCUCUUUACGAGCCAGAUGUUCAAGACGCUGGGGAUCCAGUGGGCGUGCACGCUCCUGGGCGGCCUCUCGCUCCUCAUGCUUCCCAUUCCCUUUGCCCUCGUCAAGUGGGGACCCAAGAUUCGCUCGUGGUCCAAGCACGCCGCCAGCUAGUCCGCUGCCUGUCUACGGUCAUCCCUUUCUCUCUCUCUCUCUCUCGUGUACCACCAACAUAGCAUACAUAACCUUUCCCUAAUUCAUCUUCUGGACAGUAGAUAUUCACGAUCCUCGUCGAUUAUUCUUUGGCUGGAUGGCAAUGC